AUGGAGAGCUACCACAGGAGAGCACCCACAGGAGAGCUACCACAGGAGAGCACCCACAGGAGAGCACCCACAGGAGAGCUACCACAGGAGAGCACUCACAGGAGAGCACCCACAGGAGAGCACCCACAGGAGAGCACCCACAGGAGAGCUACCACAGGAGAGCACCCACAGGAGAGCUACCACAGGAGAGCUACCACAGGAGAGCACUCACAGGAGAGCACCCACAGGAGAUCACCCACAGGAGAGGAGAGCACCCACAGGAGAGCACCCACAGGAGAGCUACCACAGGAGAGCACCCACAGGAGAGCACCCACAGGAGAGCACCCACAGGAGAGCACCACAGGAGAGCACCCACAGGAGAGCACCCACAGGAGAGCACCCACAGGAGAGCACCCACAGGAGAGCACCCAGGAGAGCACCACAGGAGAGCACCCACAGGAGAGCACCCACAGGAGACCAGCCCACAGGAGAGCACCCACAGGAGAGCACCCACAGGAGAGCACCCACAGGAGAGCACCCACAGGAGAGCACCCACAGGAGAGCACCCACAGGAGAGCACCCACAGGAGAGCACCACAGGAGAGGAGAGCACCCACAGGAGAGCUACCACAGGAGAGCUACCACAGGAGAGCACUCACAGGAGAGCACCCACAGGAGAGCACCCACAGGAGAGCACCCACAGGAGAGCACCCACAGGAGAGCUACCACAGGAGAGCUACCACAGGAGAGCACCCACAGGAGAGCACCCACAGGAGAGCACCCACAGGAGAGCACCCACAGGAGAGCACUCACAGGAGAGCACCCACAGGAGAGCACCCACAGGAGAGCACCCACAGGAGAGCACCCACAGGAGAGCUACCACAGGAGAGCACCCACAGGAGAGCACCCACAGGAGAGCACCCACAGGAGAGCACCCACAGGAGAGAGCACCCACAGGAGAGCACCCACAGGAGAGAGCACCCACAGGAGAGCACCCACAUUACUCCUGCCUUGA
Molecule: messenger RNA, 993 nt
Organism: Knipowitschia caucasica
Lineage: Eukaryota; Metazoa; Chordata; Actinopteri; Gobiiformes; Gobiidae
Source: the annotation of a GenBank genome assembly